Fulvia fulva is the source of this 2313-nucleotide messenger RNA. RefSeq names its product Rpb7-binding protein seb1. Gene Ontology annotation, biological process: termination of RNA polymerase II transcription. Gene Ontology annotation, molecular function: mRNA binding; RNA polymerase II complex binding. The record is from RefSeq and is a predicted model, not a curated record. Gene Ontology annotation, cellular component: cytoplasm; mRNA cleavage factor complex. The transcript has 2 exons. Bases 1 to 2313 code for a protein of 770 amino acids. NCBI's taxonomy places the organism in Eukaryota, Fungi, Ascomycota, Dothideomycetes, Mycosphaerellales, Mycosphaerellaceae.
AUGGCAACUCCAAACGUGAAUGACCUUGACGGUCUCCUCUCUUCGCUGAACCAGCUGAAGCCACCGGGAGCAAGCAAAAACAAAAUCGCCACCAUCACGCAGAUCUGCGUCAGCAACAUCCAGGCAGAAUCCACAAUCGUGCAGGUAUUCUAUCGCGCACUCAAGAAGGCACCAGCAACGCAUAAACUCGGCGCAUUGUAUGUGAUCGACAGCGUAGUACGGCAAUGGAUAGACGCCGCGAAGAAGAACGGACAGAAUCUGCACAUCGAGGGUCGCGGUGAGAUGGGCUCGUACCCUGCUGCUGUGAAGCGCGUCACUGAACUCAUGCCCGUGUUGUUCGACGACAUCAUGAGAGCCAUCCCUGAAGACCAGAAACCUAAGCUUGCGAACAUGAUCACCAUAUGGGAGCGAGGCAGCACCUUCCCUCCACACUUGAUCGCCGAGUUGAAGGCCAAGCUUAGUGGCGCACCUCCUCAAGCAGCAGCAGCACCGGCGCCCGCACCUCCUGCACCUGCCCCUGCACCUCCAGCAGUCAACGGGAACACAGGACAUUCGACGACACAGCGACCAUCGACAGAGAAGUUCAUGGCUCCCAUCCCAACUAGAACUGUCCAGACACCUGUUGGCUACCCGCCAGCUCAUCUGUACGAACAAGGCUUCCUUCGCAUGCCUCAAGGUGCAACGCAACCACCUCAGAUUCAAGCAAACGGCCAUGCUCCACAGCCCGUGCCGGCGCCAUCACAACCUCAAGCGACGCAGCCUUUACCUGUUCCAGGAGCCGAUCUUCACAGCAUAAUGGCUGCCCUACAGAAAGGCGUACCACCACCUGCACCAACACCAACAUUCCCACCCGCAGCACAAUCUGCCGCACCGCCACCAGGCUUUCCUGCAGGUCUUCCCGCAGGCCUCCCACCACAAUUGGCUGCAUUGUUCAGUCAACAAACAUUAGGACAACAGGCAACGCCAGUGCAGGCGCCUGUGCCGCCACCGUUUGGAUUUCCUCCCCCUUCUGCGCAACCGUUGCCAACUCCCACCUUUCAGCAGCCAUCUCUUCCACAGUUCCCCGGCUACCCACCACAACCGCCACCAUCCAUUCCACAAGGGUAUCCUGUCGCACCUCCGCCAGCGCACCAAGCGCAAAGGGCACAAACAGCUGAUCCACUCGCACAGCUGCGGGGUCUUCUUCCCGAAAACAUCUUGAACGAUCAUCAAAAGCUCAUUCCCGCGCUUCAACUCUUGCAGGAUCUACAGAAGGUUGGCAUCCCACCUGAUAAGUGGGGUCCAGUGCUUAAGGCAUUCGAGGAACAGUAUCGGCCGCCUGCCCCUGCAUAUGCUGCCCAAGGUGACUAUGGCCGCAAUGGUAGUGGUCGUAGCAGGAGUCCGGAACGUGGUGGUCGUGGCGGACGCGGCAGUCCCGUAUAUGGAUCAUAUGAUGCCACAUCGCGCCAAAACGAUGAAGGCCGUGGAGGCAAUCAGCGUGGCCGUUACCGACAGCGCUCACCCAUGCGCAAUAGUCCUGGGCCUGGAGCGUAUGCAAUGAACGGUAGGCCAAUGCAGCCAAAGUACAUCGGUCACGACAGCAGCUUGCCGCCAGACAACAUCAAGGUCUUGUCACGCACGCUCUUCGUCGGUGGUGCUAACGGAACCCAACAAGAGAUACAGGAUGUGUUCGAGCGCUACGGUCGGGUGCAGACGUGUAUCGCCAACCGUGACAAACGCCAUGCUUUCGUGAAGAUGACGACACGUAACCAUGCUUUGGCCGCGAAAGUCGGGAUGGAGGAAAUGCAGAAUCGCAACGACAGAGAGGUCAUGGCUGUCGCACGCCAGACCAAAUGGGGCGUUGGAUUUGGGCCACGUGAGUGUUGUGACUACCAGCGGGGUGAGAGUAUUAUUCCCAUUCACAAGCUCACUGAGGCGGACCUCAAGUGGCUUCACACGGCUGAGUAUGGCGGCACUGGCGGCAGGUCGCUGGAAGGAGGCAUGGUCUUGGAAGAGCCGGACAUUGAGAUUGGUGCCGGAGUCAGCAGCAAGGCGAUGAGCAAGCGUGUGGGACCGGAGAACAAUGCACCAGCGAAGAGGCAGCGGGAGGACGGUGGAGGUGGGGGCGGACGUCGACAUGGCAAGAAGCAUCAAGGCGGGGGUGGAGGUGGUGGUGGUGGAGGCGAUCAAGGAUAUGGGGGUUACAGUGGCGUGACAGGAGGACCUCCGGCGAUGGAUCCAUACGCUUAUGCCGCGAGGCCAGAGCCUGUGGCGGUCGCGACACCACCGGCAGUGCCUGGUUUCGGAUUCAGCUUUCUGCCCCAGAGCCGGUGA